AGAAAAGAGACAAAAUGGGAUGAAGAACAGUACAAAUGAAGAAACAGAAGCUACAGGCCAAGCAGGAUAUGCCGUAGUGGAGGAUUUGAAACAGCAAGAAAAUGUGAAUGAUAGUUUCAGCAGUGAGAACAGCAUACUGGAAACAUCUAUUGGAAAGAGUUCUGUAGUUUUAGAGUCAGAUGUCUCCAUAGGAGAUGGAAGUGUCAAUAACUUGAAUGAAGACCUAGGACAGAGCUGCACAACCAGUAAUUCAGAUGAAGAUGAAGUGGAAAGCAGAGCUUCACCUGAGCCAGAUCUAAUCCUGAGAGAUUACCAGAUGGAAGUUGCAAAGCCAGCACUGAAUGGGGAGAAUAUUAUAAUAUGUCUCCCUACAGGCAGUGGUAAAACCAGAGUGGCUGUUUACAUUACCAAAGAUCACUUGGAUAAGAAGAAAAGAGCAUCAGAGCCUGGAAAAGUCAUAGUACUCGUUAAUAAGGUACCAUUGGUAGAACAGCAUUUACGAAAGGAGUUUAAUCCAUUCCUGAAGCGUUGGUAUCAAGUUAUUGGUUUAAGUGGUGAUUCUCAGCUGAAAAUCUCAUUUCCUGAAGUUGUCAGAAGAAAUGAUGUCAUCAUCAGUACAGCACAGAUCCUUGAGAAUUCACUGUUAAAUGCAGCUGAAGAAGGUGAAGAAGGUGUUCUCUUAUCAGAUUUUUCACUCAUCAUUAUUGAUGAGUGUCAUCACACUCAAAAGGAAGGUGUCUACAACAAUAUAAUGCGACGUUACUUAAAAGAAAAGAAGAAGAACAAGAAGCUAGCAAAAGAAAAUAAACCACUGAUCCCACAGCCUCAGAUUCUGGGACUUACAGCCUCACCUGGUGUAGGAGGUGCAACAUCCAACUCAAAAGCAGAAGAACAUAUUCUGAAAAUCUGUGCCAAUCUUGAUGCACGUAGAAUCAUGACUGUUGAAGAGCAUGCCCCCCAGUUGAAGAAUCAGGUGAAGGAACCAUACAAGAAGACUGUGAUUGCAGAUGACAAAAGAAGGGAUCCAUUUAGAGAGAGAAUUACUGAGAUCAUGACAGACAUUCAAAACUAUUGCCAGCUCCACCCAAAAUCUGAGUUUGGAACUCAGCCAUAUGAACAGUGGGUGAUUAGAGAAGAGAGAAGAGCUGCAAAAGAAGAAAAACGCAAGGAACGUGUCUGUGCAGAACACUUGAAGAAAUACAAUGAUGCUCUCCAGAUAAAUGAUACUAUCCGAAUGGUGGAUGCAUACAAUCACCUAAAUAACUUCUACAAGGAAGAGAAGAGUAAGAAGAUCCGAUGGAGUGAUGAUGAUGAUGAUGAUGAUGAUGAUGAACCAGCAGUAUCAAAACAGGAUGAAACAGAUGAAUUUCUAAUAGGUUUAUUUCAUGCAAAGAAGAAACAGCUGAAAGAGUUGGCUAGAAAGCCAGAAUAUGAAAACGAGAAGCUAAUACAGUUGCGAAACACUUUAAUGGAGGAAUUCACGAAGACUGAGGAACCUAGAGGAAUUAUUUUCACAAAGACUCGGCUAAGUGCCUUUGCUCUGUUCCAGUGGAUUAAGGAUAACCCAAAAUUUGAAGAAGUAGGAAUUAAGGCCCAUUAUCUUAUUGGUGCUGGACAUAACAGUGAAAUUAAACCUAUGACUCAGAAUGAGCAAAGGGAAGUAAUUGAUAAAUUCCGACGUGGAAGUGUAAAUUUACUUAUUGCUACUACUGUAGCUGAGGAAGGCCUAGACAUCAAAGAGUGUAACAUCGUUAUUCGCUACGGCCUCGUCACCAAUGAAAUUGCUAUGGUGCAGGCUCGUGGCCGAGCUCGAGCUGAUGAGAGCACCUAUGCACUUGUGGCUUCAAGUGGCUCAGGAGCUGUUGAACGUGAAGAUGUUAAUAUUUUCCGUGAGAAAAUGAUGUAUAAGGCAAUUCAGCGUGUCCAGAAGAUGCCACAGGAAGAGUAUUUAAAUAAGAUUCAGAAUUUCCAGUUGCAAAGUAUAGUGGAAAAACAAAUGAAGACAAAGAGAGAUCAGCGCAAGACAUACAAGAAAAAUCCUUCACUAAUAACAUUCCUAUGCAAAAAUUGCCACAAGCUGAUAUGUUCUGGAGAAGACAUACAAGUUAUUGAAAACAUGCAUCAUGUCAGUGUGAAAAAAGAUUUCCAAAGUCUUUACCAUACAAGAGAAAAUAAGACACUGCAAGAUAAGCAUGCCGAUUACCAGACAAAUGGGGAAAUUAUAUGUAAAGAUUGUGGACAAGCUUGGGGAAACAUGAUGGUUCACCGAGGUCUUGACCUGCCUUGUCUAAAGAUUAGAAAUUUUGUGGUUGUAUUUGAAGACAAGAAAACAACAAAGCAAAUUUUUAAGAAAUGGGGUGAACUGCCCGUCCAGUUCCCUAGUUUUGAUUAUGCAGCUCACUGUCCUUCAAGUGAUGAAGACUAAAGACUCAGAAGUAAAAUAAAAGCCCUUUUGAACUUUUCUGUAACUUCUGAUUAGAAGCUCCUGUGUCCUAUUGAGAGUGCUGCAUCAUAAACACUGUGAAAGCUCCUGGGCAAGAGGAAACUGUCUUGAAGAGGAAAAAAAACAAGGAAGGAGAAGGACGAAGUCACAAGACUGCUGUCUGCAUUCAGAUUUUCAGUGGUACUCCAGGACAAAGAUGACCAAAUACAUUGCAGUCACGUGUAUCCAUGGAACAAAUUCCUGUCUCUACUAACUACAGUCCGUCAUGGGAUGACAACACUGUCAAAAGUGUGUUAGGUGACCUGUUGUUAAGCACAGAACAUAAGACAGGCAUCCUGAGACUUGCUGUGGGGAUUAUUUUCUCUUUUUCUUCCUGGUACAACCCCUUUGAAGACAAAAGUGUCUCAAAAGAGGAGCCAUGUAAAAGAACAGAUUUGCUGAGUGUUAUUUCUGAAUUGUUGUUGCUUUAUCAGUGUUUUCAUGACUGAGUUCUUCCCCUCUUAUC
Messenger RNA from Antrostomus carolinensis (chuck-will's-widow), 2948 nucleotides. It is a transcript of the gene IFIH1, whose product is annotated as interferon induced with helicase C domain 1. Gene Ontology annotation, cellular component: cytoplasm. Bases 20 to 2425 code for a protein of 801 amino acids. Gene Ontology annotation, molecular function: ATP binding; DNA binding; zinc ion binding. Gene Ontology annotation, biological process: antiviral innate immune response; MDA-5 signaling pathway. The transcript is spliced from 14 exons. NCBI's taxonomy places the organism in Eukaryota, Metazoa, Chordata, Aves, Caprimulgiformes, Caprimulgidae. The record is from RefSeq and is a predicted model, not a curated record.